Messenger RNA from Penicillium bovifimosum, 423 nucleotides. RefSeq lists its product as uncharacterized. The transcript has a single exon. NCBI's taxonomy places the organism in Eukaryota, Fungi, Ascomycota, Eurotiomycetes, Eurotiales, Aspergillaceae. Bases 1 to 423 code for a protein of 140 amino acids. The record is from RefSeq and is a predicted model, not a curated record.
AUGCGUAAGCGUGAUGCUCAGGUCUCGCCUCCCCUCCCAUGGGGAGACGGCGACGGCGACAGCGACGGUGACAACACUCGAGCACCCACCUUCAUGAGUGGGUUCUGCCUAUCGAAUCGUGCACUGAGACACUGUGGGCACACUCAUGCCUGCGCUUCUGCCACCGAGCGUGCAAAAUGGUUGGGCGCGGUCCUCCCCCCUCGAACCAGCCCGAGCGAGGUGGCAUUCGACAUCCGGGACCGGUUUGCUAUCCUCGGACAAGUCAACGAGGAAGUCGUAAAUGCCUCGCUUGUGUCAUUACUCAUGGCCAUCACAAUGAAGCACCCUAAUGUGCACGCCACAUGGACACCGCAGCGUGCCAGCCUCACUGCACGGUUCCGGAUGUCCAACUCGAAUAUACUCUUCCCAACCCUGCUUCUCUGA